AUGCUGCUAUUUACAAAGCUCGCGGCUCCCAAGGCCCCGAAGCGUCGGUCAAGAGCUGGUUGCACAUCCUGCAAAGAAAGGAAAAAGAAAUGUAACGAGGAACGACCGCAGUGCUCCCGCUGUGCGGAGCGAGGGAGCUCCUGUGUUUAUGAGCCCGUUAGGCCCAGGCAGCGCAGGAAGCGUGACUCUUUCGUUUCCUCGCUGGCCGACGCCUCUACCAACGGAGACCGGCAACAUGAGUCUGAAGCAGACGACCAUGGCGUCCGAUUUGAUAGGUUCGACGCCUGCGAGGACCGCCUUGGUCAACAUCAACGCGUCUCACAUGACUGGGGACAUCAGCCUUGGCAAGCGAGCAUACCUGAUCCUUUUGACGAUGAUCUUAUCUUUUCUCCACUGGACGACACUUUUGAUCCAAAUAUACUACUGGCGCCUCCCCUGGAGAUCAGCUCGGUUACAAUAAAUCCGGAUGAAGAUCUCGCAGGCCCGCUCAGCUCGACUACUCAGCCAAGAGUGCUUAGAUACGACGAAGACGACGACGAUGGCGAGGAGGAAAUCGACAUCGGAGGAGGAGGGGCAGGGCUGAUCGGGAUCAAGCACGAUAGGAGGAGCUCCUUCACGUCGACAACAACCGUGGCAACAAACACAACCACCGGAAACACCAUCUUCAGCACCGACCUUACAAUCUGCUCCCCUGCCACGGUCCGGUCACCUCUGCUCGAGUUCACAUGCCCUUCGUUUUCGGAAUUUUCCGAGAACCCACGCCAACGGUCGCUGGUGGAUCACUUUUGCAACGUCCUUUCUCAUUUAAUUGUCUUUCGCGAGGAGACGGGCAAUCCAUUUCAGCAGCUCGUUCUACCACUGAUGCGUAGCGGUGGUGGUGGUGGUGGUGGCGGCGGCGGCGGCAACUCACCUGUUGCCGAUGCGGUUUUUGCGCUCGCGGGAGCGCAUUUGGAGCAUCGAGGUGUGGAUGUGCAAGGGGGCGAGAAGUCUUUAUACUACCACCACCGGGCAAUCCAGGGGCUUGCCGGGUUGAUAAGGAUGCACAAUGCGGGCGCGAAUCGAAAUGAGGUUCUGGCGGCUAUCAUGCUACUAAUUUACUAUGAAGUGCUGGUUCAGAGAGGCCGCUCCAACAUUGUCGAAGGUCAUCUCAAGGGUGCUCUGACAGUCAUGUGCUCGAAUCCGGAGCCCCUAGACUCGACGGGAAUCUUCCUCGAGCGAGCAUUCCGCUUCUACGACGUAAUCGCGGCUCUUUCAUUUGGCACAGCGCCACUGUCCACCGCCCCAGCAGCAGGCUGCCUUGUGCCAUUCCCGAUAUCGGCACCAACCGCCACUUCGACUCUCAACAACGUGGACAGUCUUCUGGGCAUGGCCACAACGCUAUGGCCGAUAAUUCAUCGUCUAUCGGCCCUCCUCCCGCUCAAGACCGACGUCGCAAAGGCGCGUGAUGCUGGCCAUACCGGCAAAGUCGCGGUUCUGCGAACAGAAUUCGAAACUACAGUCGGGGCUGUGGAGGCUGCACUGCUUGGAUGGACCCCCAACCUGCCGACCGGAUGGGUCCUUCACGAGAGUGAUUCAACCAAGCUGGUGGAAGAUAGCACUGCUGCGAAAGACGAAGCCUCGGCAGGGGAAGAGAAGAGGUCAGGUAGCGACUCGGCCCGGCUACACUCUAUUCUCAACAACGCCCUCGCAUACCGCAACUCGGCCCUCGUCUACCUCUACCGUACCGUGCUCUCGCACCCACGCGACCACCCGCUCGUCCAGCGCCAUACAAACCUCUCGCUGAGGCACUGCGCGGCAACUGUGGAACACCAAGGGCCGAUGGGCGCGCUGCUGUGGCCGCUGUUUGUCGCUGCGUGUGAGGCUGCGACCGAGGCCGAUCGCGAUACUGCGCGGACGGCUUUCGCGGCCAUCGACAAGAGGCAAGGCAUGACCAAUAUUGAGCGAGCAUGGGACAUUGUCCAGGAAGUUUGGAGAAGGGCUGAGAGUGGAGGUGGAGAGACUGUGAGGCCGGACAGAUUGGGGUCAGAGACCAGCCCUGCUCAGCUUUCAACGGCCUGCUCCCGAGAACUCAAAGGGACGGCUGAUAUGUGGAGGGUGGUUAGCCAGGAAAUGGGCGUAAACAUCGUUUUUGGAUGA
Molecule: messenger RNA, 2136 nt
Organism: Pyricularia pennisetigena
Lineage: Eukaryota; Fungi; Ascomycota; Sordariomycetes; Magnaporthales; Pyriculariaceae
Exons: 6
Coding region: 1-2136 (711 amino acids)
Biological process (GO): positive regulation of transcription by RNA polymerase II
Cellular component (GO): nucleus
Molecular function (GO): DNA-binding transcription factor activity, RNA polymerase II-specific; transcription cis-regulatory region binding; zinc ion binding
Source: RefSeq, a predicted model, not a curated record